Orycteropus afer afer is the source of this 2487-nucleotide messenger RNA. RefSeq names its product TSR1 ribosome maturation factor (gene TSR1). Gene Ontology annotation, cellular component: preribosome, small subunit precursor; nucleus. Gene Ontology annotation, biological process: maturation of SSU-rRNA from tricistronic rRNA transcript (SSU-rRNA, 5.8S rRNA, LSU-rRNA); endonucleolytic cleavage of tricistronic rRNA transcript (SSU-rRNA, 5.8S rRNA, LSU-rRNA); ribosome biogenesis. The record is from RefSeq and is a predicted model, not a curated record. Lineage: Eukaryota; Metazoa; Chordata; Mammalia; Tubulidentata; Orycteropodidae. Gene Ontology annotation, molecular function: GTP binding; GTPase activity; U3 snoRNA binding.
CGCCCCCAUGGUGGGGACCGGAAAUGCUUGGUCCGGCCCGGAAGUAGUGCUGACUUCUUACACGUGAGAGACGGCAUGGCGGCUCACCGCUCCGGCCCGCUCAAGCAGCAGAAUAAAGCACAUAAGGGGGGCCGGCAUCGGGGUCGGGGAUCCGCGCAGCGAGACGGCAAGGGCCGUCUAGCAGUGAAAACUUUAAGCAAGAAGGUGAGAAAAGAGCUCAGCCUAGUAGACCGGAGGCAUCGUGCCAGGCAGCUCCGGAAACAGAAGAAAGACGCGGUUUUGGCAGAGAAGAGACAACUGGGCAGCAAAGAUGGCCCUCCCCAUCAUGUACUGGUGGUGCCCCUGCACAACAGGAUUUCCCUGCCAGAAGCCUUUCGUCUGCUUCAGGAUGGGGACAUUGGAACAGUACACCAGACUGAGUGGGGAGGCACUCACAGUUUUAUGCUGCUAUGCCCACAGAUGAAACAUCGCUGGUUUUUUACAUCUGCAAAGCCAGGGGAUCUGCACACUGUAUUAGACAUGGCUAAAGUGGCUGAUACCAUCCUGUUCCUCCUUGAUUCACUAGAAGGCUGGGACAGCACUGGAGAUUACUGCCUUUCCUGCCUCUUUGCUCAAGGACUUCCCACCUAUACACUAGCUGUCCAGGGAGUUUCUGACCUUCCACUGAAGAAACAAAUAGAUGCCAGAAAGAAGCUGAGUAAAGCAGUGGAGAAGCGCUUUCCUAAUGACAAACUCCUCCUGUUAGACACACAACAGGAGGCAGGGAUGCUACUCAGGCAGUUGGCUAACCAAAAGCAACGGCAUCUUGCCUUCCGAGAUCGGCGGGCCUACCUCUUUGCCCAUGCUGCUGACUUUGUACCUAGCGAGGAGAAUAACUUGGUUGGCACUUUGAAAGUCUCAGGUUAUGUUCGUGGGCAAACUCUAAAUGUAAAUAGCUUGCUGCACAUCAUUGGACAUGGUGAUUUCCAGAUGAAACAGAUAGAUGCCCCCAUGGACCCUUUUCCUUUAAAUCCUAGAGCGAUUAAAUCCCAAAAGGACCCAGGCAUGGCAAUGGAGAUCUGUGCUGCAAAUGCUGUCGUUGAUAUGGAGGAAGACCUUAAGGUCCUAAUGAAAGCAGACCCUGAUAGGCAGGAAUCUUUGCAAUCAGAGGCUAUUCCAGAUCCAAUGGAGGGGGAACAGACCUGGCCCACUGAGGAGGAGCUGAGUGAGGCAAAUGACUUAUUGAAGGCAAGUUCUAAGAUGGUAAAGAAGGUCCCCAAAGGAACAUCCAGUUACCAGGCUGAGUGGAUUUUGGAUGAGGAUGGUGACAGUGGUGGCGAAGAAGAUGAAUACAAUGAUACAGAGCCGGAGGAUUUUAUGGAAGAGGAAUCACAGAACGAAAGGAGUGAAGAAGAGGAGGAGGAAUGUGAAACUGUGACUAUAGGAGAGUCUGUGCGUGAUGAUCUGUAUGACGAGAAAGUGGAUGAAGAGGCUGAGGAAAAAAUGUUCGAGAAAUAUAAACAAGAAAGACUAGAAGAGAUGUUUCCAGAUGAAGUUGACACCCCCCGCGAUGUGGCUGCUAGAAUUCGAUUUCAGAAAUACAGAGGCCUUAAGAGCUUCCGAACAUCUCCAUGGGAUCCUAAGGAAAACCUUCCUCAAGAUUAUGCCCGGAUCUUUCAGUUUCAGAACUUUACUAAUACUAGAAAACGCAUCUUUAAAGAGACUGAGGAAAAAGAGGUUGAAGGAGCUGAGGUUGGCUGGUAUGUCACACUUCAUGUCUCUGAAGUCCCUAUAUCAGUGGUUGAGUACUUCAGGCAAGGAGCACCCUUGGUUGCAUUUUCUUUACUACCUCAUGAACAGAAGAUGUCAGUUUUGAAUAUGGUGGUGAGCCGGCACCCUGGAAACACUGAACCUGUGAAAGCCAAAGAGGAGCUGAUCUUCCACUGUGGGUUCAGGCGCUUCCGAGCCUCACCAUUAUUCUCUCAGCACACUACAGCCGAUAAGCAUAAAUUUCAGAGAUUCCUGACUGCUGAUGUGGCCCUCGUGGUGACAGUGUAUGGCCCAAUCACCUUUCCUCCUGCAUCUGUGCUGCUUUUCAAACAGAACAGAAAUGGAAUGCAUAGCCUCAUUGCUACAGGCCAUCUGUUGUCAGUGAAUCCAGACAGAAUGGUCAUCAAGAGGGUUGUUUUGAGUGGUCAUCCUUUCAAAAUUUUUACUAAAAUGGCAGUGGUGCGUUAUAUGUUCUUCAACAGAGAGGAUGUGCUGUGGUUUAAACCAGUGGAACUGAGAACAAAGUGGGGCCGCAGGGGACACAUCAAGGAGCCUUUAGGUACCCAUGGCCACAUGAAAUGCACUUUCGAUGGGAAGCUCAAAUCUCAGGACACAGUAUUGAUGAACCUCUAUAAACGAGUUUUCCCAAAAUGGACUUAUGAUCCAUACAUACCAGAACCAGUACCUUGGGUGAAAAGUGAAAUUUCUUCAGUAAUGCCAGAGGUGGACAUGGAGUAG